CUGCGUGAAAAAAUAAAUGCACAGCAAGAAGUUAUCCGUGUAGCACAAGGAGUUUCUGUUAUAUAUUUUAUUAUUUCAAGCUGACUCGACUGCUGGGAGAUGAUGGCCGAUACCUGCGUUGUGGGAGACACAAGUUGUUCUGCUCCCUCCACUAAGGCAAGUGAGAAGGAGAACCUGCAGGAUCCCUGUUCCUGUCUACAACAACCGUCACAUCCUUCCUUGACGUCUCAAGUGUCUAAGAAAUCUCCCCCUUCCCUGCUAUCCUUGUCUCGGCGACCCUUGAGAGAGAACAGGAACCUUCAAGAACCCAAUGUUAACUCAGCAGUAAUAGCAGAAGAUGGGAAAAACAGCCAGGAAUGCAUUUCGCUGUCUGCGGGAAGAUCUCUGAAAUGUCCAGGAGCUACAUAUCAGGUGUUGAAUGUUACCAUGACUGGUCCAGCUGUUGAUAGCUUCACUGCUAGUCAGGAAAACGUUAACAGUAGCUAUGUUAAGAACAUUAAAGAUCCACCUCGUUCAAUGACAGGUGAUUCAGCAAGCUUAAGCAACCGUCAGUCAGUUUUGGAUGUUCCAAAUCGGACCUGGCUAAAUCCUGAGGUCACCUUUUUUCCAUCGGUUCAAGAAAGGUUGGAGAAGAACUCUGAUUUAAAGGAUCAGGUGGGUUUGCAAUUGUCCUGUAACAAUGGAAGCCACCAGCAAACAUUUGAAUCUCUUGCAAGCAACCACAGUUCUGCUGUGUAUUCCCUCAAACAGUUUCUCAAGAGUGAACAUCGUAAAUGCCUCACCCCUAUAUGGGAGAUGUCUCCCCUCAGGGAAGGAGAGACUGUAAUGGGGGGUGAGGGGGAUAGGAAUAUGGAGAAGAUGGAGUCCCUUUUUCAAAGUUUCUUUGCACAGGAAUGUGCUAACGUGAUUGAUAAUAUCCGCCGAACAUCCCUCCGAGGGGCUGGGGGACAAUUUUGUGCCAAAGGUUGUUUGGAUACUCUUGAAGUCACUGGUAUUGAGGAGGAAUCACUUCCCAAUUGGACUGGCUUAAACUCUACUCUGGAAUGGUCUUGUUUUCAACCAGAAAAAGAGGCUGUCAGAUCUAACGCUGUGUGCCUGGACAGCAAGGAGAAGGUGAAGGCUGCUAUGCCAGCAGAGAAAGUGGAGGAAGUUUCAGAGGCAUCAGGAGGUUGCAGUGCUAGUUUUAGUUCAAAGGAAAGCUUUGUUUCUGUCGUCAUGGGAAAGACUCAGUCUAUUCAUGAAAGUCAUGUCUUGGAAGCUUCUCUGAAGGACACUCACAGCCUGUGUGAUGACAGCAAUUGUAAGGGAAAGACAUUUCUAAAGAGUGAUGUUGAGAACACUAAUUGGACCUAUGUCCUUCCCAGUGACAAUCCUCAAGCAGGGCAAAAUGUCACUGUCAACCUGACAGACCCCAAAACACUUUUUUCUGACAUUGAAGCUGACAAGAUGAGGUCAAAGUCUAAUUGCAAUGACACAUAUGAGUUGCAGCACGUUCCAGAAGCUGUGAGAAAAGACUGUGAUGGAAUCAGAGAGACCGAGGAGCAGGGUUUGAUGAAAGUGACCCCCAGUUCUUCUGAGAAUGCACAUCUUGCUGAGAGUAUAUGUAAUGACAAUGUGGAUGCAGAGGACAGAGUUGGCAUCAAUGGGAUAAGCUUCAAUGACUCCUUGGAUUUCAAGGAUAGGUUUCUGGUCACCUCAACCCCUAUGCCCAUGCCCAAGAGUUUUCACUUUACGAAAGAUCCUGAUGCUGCUAUGCUGGAGCAGUAUGAACAGCACUCAGUUGUUGAUGCUGUUGCAGGAUGUUUAAAAGGGGACACUAUGAAUUUGGGUGGUGCUGAUGGGAGUGUUACUGCAUCGACUGCUACAGAGCCCCCAGCUGUAAAUGUCAAGGCUACUAAAAGUUUCCCCAAACCUACUACUCUUGCAGUAAGGCAGGACCCUAGUGCCAGUUCUUCAAAGACCUCUGGACAGAGAAAGUUUCUCUUGCGUUCCUCGGCCAUCCAUUCCAGUGCCAAGACGCAGCUCCCAUCUGCACAGGCUUAUGCAACUCGCCGGAUGUCCUUGCCAGCUUUACCGCAAACAGCCCCCCAGGUUUCAGCUGCUCCUGCCCCACCAUCUCAUCCCAGUGCACCAGUUUGCUUUGAAAAGAAGUCUGAACUAACCUCUGGCUCAUCCUGUGGGAGUGUGAAAACAGCCAGUUGUUUGGAGACCCCUGGGGUUGCAGCACCUGGGGCAAAAAGACACAGUAUUACUGAAGCAAAGCACCUGACUACCUCUGGUCUCCAGAAGCCCAGAGUCUCUGGCUUGCUAACAUGUACAACUAGGUUGGGCCUAAAGCCUCAUGGUGUCACUGUACCUACAGAAGGAAUGAAGGGAAGGAGUUUACAGCUGCCCACUGCGGCUCAGAAGAAACCUCACAGCAACACGGAUGCCUGCUCUGCUUCAAAGAGGAGGAGAAUUGAUGCACAUUCUACCAGUACUGAAGCACCAAAGGGCAGUGCCAAGCUGGCAGGAGGCCCACAGGGUCUAAGGAAGCUCACAAAAUGCCUAAAAGACCUGGAAUUGAAGUCUAAGCCUUCAGAGACAUCCUGCAUCACUAGGGGGACUCCAAAGGUACCAGCGAGACCAGUAAGAAGCACCCAAGGAUUGAGGAGACCAGCCACUGGACUCAAAGGCCUGGAAUCAAAACUGAAGAAUUCCGAGCCUGGCCCUCUAUUGAAUGUUCCAGCCUCUAUCGCAGAUGUGAGUGGCAACUUGGCUUCCACCUCAGAACAUGAGAAAUGUGCAGCAGCCACGGUUGCAACGGACACAUUACAGCAGACAGACUGUGGGAACUGUGUGCGGUAUCGAGAGGAAAUUGCAAGGCUGAAAGCAGCCCUUCGGCUGAUUAGUGGCAAAGAUAAAAAAAAAAUGCAGUGAGAUUGUUUCAGAAUGGAAACAAUGAAGCAUGAAGAUAUUUUCGUUUCUGGUUGAAGCAUUCUUUGAAUUCAAACAAGUAGAAGUGGCUUUUAAUAUUGAAAGCUAUUAUAUACUGCACAUUAUAGCAGUUUUGAACUGGAUGUUGACAUGCGCACGUGUUUCAUCUCCCCUAUGUGGCUCCAUGUAAAGUUCGUGCAAAUACAUUCUAAUGUUCUGAUACAAGUCUCUUUUGGUUUUCUGAGAAAAGCUGGUGUGUUAUCAGUAAUACUUUGAUGGUAAGUGUAAUGUUUUGACAUCUGUAAAUUGAUUUUGG
Messenger RNA from Scleropages formosus (Asian bonytongue), 3232 nucleotides. RefSeq lists its product as uncharacterized. Lineage: Eukaryota; Metazoa; Chordata; Actinopteri; Osteoglossiformes; Osteoglossidae. Bases 100 to 2919 code for a protein of 939 amino acids. The record is from RefSeq and is a predicted model, not a curated record. The transcript is spliced from 12 exons.